Dermacentor silvarum is the source of this 1330-nucleotide messenger RNA. RefSeq names its product zinc finger protein 658B-like. NCBI's taxonomy places the organism in Eukaryota, Metazoa, Arthropoda, Arachnida, Ixodida, Ixodidae. Bases 1 to 873 code for a protein of 290 amino acids. The record is from RefSeq and is a predicted model, not a curated record. The transcript is spliced from 6 exons.
AUGGCUGUGCCCUUCCCACCGCUCCAGACGUCUCAAGGCGCCCACACGAUUGACAUAAAGGUUUUGGACAUGGUGAACCCUCACCUGUAUGAUUACGCAAUCUGUACCGAUUGUGAUGCAUGCUCAGGGUCGAAUGACACGCUCAGCCAGCAUCAAAGCCAGUUCACAGGUGAAGAAUCACGUCAACAUCCCGAAUGUGGAAGGGAAUUCUUCCAGAAGAACAACUAUAUUGCCAAGUCCGGAAAGACUGGUUCCCUGGUGCCGGUUUCCACCAGCCGCAAUGACGCAACCGCAAAUACCGGUAGCGCGGGUGUGGACGGAUCCACACUCUCAUUAAAAGGCCGCGCAAGGAUUCCAGAUGGCACCAGCAAAGGCGAGCGCAAGACGGUCGACGCCGGAGGCAAGGCUUGUCGCUUGUGCAGGAGGUUUCUUUUUAGCCGCUUUCAUCAAUACAGAAGACACCUGGCCGUGCACGCGUACGAGGAAUCGGUCGCCGAGGAGCGUGGGGAAUCCAAGGCGUCGGAGGACACACUUGACAAGCACGAACGGCGACACAAGGACACGGCUGAGGAAGCAAGCGCCGGUUCUUCAGUUGCACCGCAGCCCAUCAGCAGAGGCCCCGCAAUGCCUGACCCAAGCCCGGUCGGAGGGGAGGUUUCGAGCACAUCUGAAGACGGCGCAAGGAAAGCUAUCGGGGAAAGAAGCCGGCAAUGCGCCUGCGACGUCUGCAGCAAAGUUUUCGUCUGCCAGUACCGCUUCCACCUUGGACUCCCCCCGGGAAUGGGAGAUGGCGGUCACAUUUGCCCAGAAUGCCUCGAUAUAUUUGCGCAAAUGGCCCGUUUGCACGUGAACCGACGCGCGUACACGGGAUAGAAACACUGCGCCUGUCAUGAACGUCCUAAUUCCUUUUGCAAACAAGCUUCAUCUCAACAAGCAUAUCCGCACUCCACACUGGUGGAAUACGUCCCACGUAUCUGAAGAUAACGAGAGAAAAAAAAGGGCAUUGGAAAACAAAACAAAUUUUGUAUAACCUGACCGGAAAUUGUGAAGUCCAUAUCACCAUAUGAAGUGCAGCUUUGGCAUUGAUUGAAAACUAAAAAAAGAGAACCUUCGACAGGCAUAUGACGUGGAAACAUUGAUUUCUCUCUGCACCGCCGCUUAACCUUCCGUGCGCACGGUUUUGGAGUGGCCGAUAGAGAGCCCGCAAUGGCGAAGCCUAAGUUUUUGUCGUCAGUGGUUGGUGUCAGUGGUGACGGGAGGAAUGCGUGCCACGGGGGCUCGCUCUGUGUAGACGCUGCGCAGACGCGAACGAGAACCGCAGCAUGACUUG